GUGUUUGUAUGUGGCACACUGCGAGCGACCAAAUCACACAAAAGAUGGGGUUUGUAGCGGGUUGCUCUUGCUUGCUGCACUCUCCCCUAUAUCAAUUCCCUUUUCCUUCUUCCUCUUCUUCUCGGCACAGAAACGCACACUUGAGCACUACUAAGUUGCGAACUCCCACAUCGUCAUGCUUGCGCCAGCAUGACCCAAUCUGCAAAAAGAGAACAUUUUUCUUAAUGGGUAUCGCUCUUCUUCCAUUUCUCCCAUUGAAGACUGCCCCAGCUCUUGAAGGAUCCCCUGCAACCGCUAAAGAAAGUGAGGUGAAGACCCCAGAGGAUAACCAAAAAGAAGAGACAGCAUCCGAAAUGGAGAAACCGUCCUUUGUGUCUCUCCUGAAUGGAAUAGGAAUAAUUUCUUCUGGUGUGUUGGGGGCUCUCUAUGCACUGGCUCAGAAAGAAAAGUUGACUGCUGUUGCAACCAUAGAAACAAUGAGUGGCAAACUGAAGGAAAAGGAAGAGGUGAUUGUUUCCUUGAAGCAGAACUAUGAAUUGAAGUUACUGAAUGAGCAGGAUGAACGAGCCAAACUACUUGGAAAGGCAAAGGAAGAGCAGCAAGCAUUGAUAAACCAACUAAAUUCUGCAAACAGUACUAUCACCCGCUUGGGACAGGAGCUAAAAAGCGAGAAAAGUUUGAUUGUGGAGCUGAAACUUCAAAUUGACGGAAUUGAAACUAAGCUUUCAAAGACUUAUACAGAAAUGAAGGAUCUUGAAAACAAUUUGAAAGAAAAAAUAGAUUCUAUUGAAAUUUUAGAGAAAAGAAUUAGUCUGCUGAGUUUGGACCUCAAGGACAAAGAAGAUAUUGUUCGGAAUCUUAAUUCAUCCCUUGCAGAAAAGGAAUUGGAAUUGAAGAAUUUGAAUUCUACCUAUGAGCAAACCAAGGAUGACUUAUCUAAUGUCCAUUUGCAGAUUCAAGGGUUGAAGGAUGAACUACUGAAAACCCAAGAGGAACUAGAAGCAAAAGAUUCCUUGGUGAUGGAACUAAAUUCAAGAGUAAGUUCCUUAACUCUUGAGAACGAUGAUUUUAGGAGUAAAUAUGAUGCCUUGGAGAAGGAAUACAAUGACCUAAAGUUCACUGCUGAAAAGAAGGCUGCUUUGGAUGCUAAGGUUUUGAGAGAAAAAGAAGAGGAGUUUCAUCGGCUAAAGGAUCAGUUUGAACUUGUACUAGAUGAAGCAAACAAAAACAAGGCCAUCACUGCUAAUUUAGCCCAAGAAAGAGAAGGGUUAAAGGAGUCUCUAGAGAAUGAAUCUAAGAAAGUGAAUCAUUUGAAGUAUGAACUCCAAGUCAGUCAAGAGAAUCUUGGAAAAUCAAGAAAUGAGUCUGCUGAAUUGGAAAACCGUCUGAAUGAGUCAAACGAAUUACGCAAAGAGCUUGAGGUUGAGGUCUCUAAGCUUUCAUCUGAGCUCACUGAAGUUAAAGAGUCACUACAGAGUAGCCUCGAUGAUGCAAAACUUGGGGCAGAAAUGCUAUCUAGUGAGCUUAUGACAGCAAAGGAGCAUUUGAAGAAAGCACAGGAAGAGCUGCAGAGCAUGUCCCAUGAACUGACAGUUGCUCUUGAAAACCGUGAUAACCUACAAAGAGAAUUAGUUGACAUCUACAAAAAGGCUGAAACCACAGCUCAGGAUUUGAAGGAAGAAAAACAGUUAGUUGCUUCUUUGAACAAAGAUCUACAGGAUUUGGAGAAGCAAGUCUCAAAUGACAGGGAGGCCCGAAGAUCUCUUGAAAUGGACCUGGAGGAGGCUACCAAAUCACUAGACGAAAUGAACCGAAAUGCAUUGAUCCUUUCUGGUGAACUAGAGAAGGCCAAUUCUUUUAUUUCUAGCCUUGAAAAUGAUAAAGAGAUGCUUUACAAGUCCCUUACAGAACAAAGACAUGCAAACAAAGAGGCCCAGGAAAAUAUUGAAGAUACUCAUAACCUCAUCAUGAGACUUGGCAAAGAGAGAGAGAAUUUAGAGAACAGGGGGAAGAAAUUGGAGGAGGAAUUGGCUUCUGCCAAGGGUGAGAUAUUGCGCAUGAGGAGUAAGAUCAAUUCUUCCAAAGUUGCUGAUAACAAUGAGCAAGUGCAGAAAAAGAUCAGUUCUUCGAAAGCUGCUGAUAAUAAUGAGCAAGUGCAGAAAGAUGAAGGUGAAUCCAGGGUUACUGUAAAUGCACGGAAGAAUAUCCGAAGAAGAAAGGCGAACCCCGAGUAACAUAGAGAAACUGGAGAGCUUUCUGGUAAGAAAAAAAAUUCCAAUUCAGAGAAUGAUAUUUUGUAAUAAAUUAUUUGGAAGGUAGUUGAUGUUGCACUUUAUUCAUCUUGGCAUGCAAACAUUUCCAUGGUGCGAUAGUAUUUGUACAAACGAAAUAACACAGUAGGAAUUGUUGAGUUGAGCUUUUAGAUAGUUUUCAUAAAUAACCCUAAAAAAAGUGAGAAUACUAAGUACAGUUUGCAACAUUGAACUCUGUUUGGGUUAUACACAGCUAGUGUUCAUUGUCUAUCAAGCAAAUCAACAUACUUCCGUUGCCCUUUUUUCUGAUAUUGUGUAUCAUUGGUUGACUCUCUCUGCCACCUCCAACCUCCUCUUGUGUUUAUUUGCAUUUAUCAGAUAUCUUUUAACUAUUUAGUGUAAUAUGUUAAAAGAUCAUUGAUUGCAGCAUGAGGUGGAGUUGUAGCCCUGUUAUUCAAGCUUUAGACUAUCUGGCAAACUAGAUAUUUUUUAUGCUUUAUCACUUACAAGUAAGUGAUGAACCAUUGUAUGUUCUCGUAGGUAAUAUAAACCCAAAGCAUUAUAUUUUUACUCAAAAAAAGACAAAUUAAAAAUAAUUUGUUAUAUAAUUUUUAUGGAAAUUCUUCACAGUAACCGAUGUUAAAAUCCUACCAGUAGCAUUUUUAAUGUUAAUUGACAUGGAUACCAAUGAAAAAUGUUCUUAUCAUGCAUUUACUACUAAGAAGCUUGAGAAAUGAGUACUUUUCUUUUGAAUAUUUGAC
Molecule: messenger RNA, 3013 nt
Organism: Gastrolobium bilobum
Lineage: Eukaryota; Viridiplantae; Streptophyta; Magnoliopsida; Fabales; Fabaceae
Product: MAR-binding filament-like protein 1-1
Exons: 4
Coding region: 9-2234 (741 amino acids)
Biological process (GO): mitotic chromosome condensation
Cellular component (GO): chromatin; condensin complex; condensed chromosome
Molecular function (GO): chromatin binding
Source: RefSeq, a predicted model, not a curated record